Anisakis simplex (herring worm) is the source of this 372-nucleotide messenger RNA. NCBI's taxonomy places the organism in Eukaryota, Metazoa, Nematoda, Chromadorea, Rhabditida, Anisakidae. The record is from the annotation of a GenBank genome assembly.
GUGUACCCACCAGCGAUGGUUGAGACGAAGAUAUUGGAGCAGAUGGAAGAUAUACACUAUGUGAUGUUAUCACGUCAGAACGAAGUGAACUAUUUGCGACAAGUGGCUGAUUAUGUGGUGAUUAGGCUGAUCGAUGAGACUCGCAUCGCGGGACGUGCCAGCGAUGACGACUCGCCGCUGCAGUAUAGCUGUUCGGUUUAUAAUCGCACUUGGCCGAGUCACGUAUGUCGUCAUUUCCUGCGUGAGCUAAUCGUUUUCACGUUUUUGCUGCCCGUUCUGGAUCUGAUCGCCGACCCAGAUACAAUCAAUCGAUUGUUGAUCUUAUUGUUCGAUCCAGAACCGAUGGACAAGUCGUCACAACCGCAGGUAUGA